UCAUCAGUUUCUGUGUUUCAGACCCGGUUGCUGUAUGCACAUGACUGGUACAAAAGAAAACCACAACGGAGUUUGUGCUUUUGGACCAAUGGGAUAUGACUCGUAGUACAUCUGCACUUCGUAUUCCGGAAAAUAAUGAUUUUCCGUUGCAUAGAUUGCCCUUUAGCACGUCAUUUCCCCCGUUCUACAGAAGCAACAACCAUCGUUAAAGAAAGUACACACAAACAGUAAAAAAAAAUGUAUCUUUACCAAAAAAAAUAACGAAAGCAACUACCAAGCACACCGGAAACAAACCAAAAACGUUCAGCGUGGUGGAGAUUUUGCUUUCGGACUGCUGCGAGAAGGCUGGCAGGAUUCUAAAUGCCGUAUUCCGGUAACAAUAUCUCGUACGGCCAUUGAGCUGAACAAGACAUCUGCCCGCUGUGCCGUGCGGCUGCAGUGCCGGGAGGAGGCUGCGGGUGCCGCUGUUGACCGAGGAGGAGCCAGAGGAAGCCGGAGCGCUGCAAGCAGCCCCGCCCGCUGCAGCCCGACUCGCUCCUUGACUGUCUCUGCAUCGGGGCGGGCUGCGAGCAUUCCCGCGUUGCGGAGUGGAGCUGCUGAGAGCCAGAAGGGCCAGCGGCAGCGGAGAGACGUAGUCACAGCCAGAGGUCGAUCGGGAUCCGUGGCGGCGUUGCGGCUGCGGCGAUGUGCGCGGCGGGGAUGAGCUGGAACGGGCGGGCGCGGGCCCUGCUGUGCUGCGUUCUGCUGUCGGCAUGGGAAGCGGCGUGGGGGCAGCUGAGCUAUUCAGUGCCGGAGGAGAUGCCCAAGGGCUCUUUCGUGGGCGACAUGGCCAAGGACUUGGGGCUACAGAUGACAACGCUCAGCGACGGUGCCGUUCGCCUUGUAUCAGAAGGUAGGACGCAGUAUUUCUCUCUGCACGGCAAAACGGGACAUUUGGUGACGGCCGAGAGGAUAGACAGAGAGCAGCUGUGCGAGAGUGAGCAGCAGUGCGUGCUGCGGUGUGAGCUGAUAGUGGAGGGGGAAAUGAAAGUGUAUGGAGUCGAAGUAGAAAUCAGGGACAUUAAUGAUAACGCUCCCGGUUUCAAGGAUGUUGAGCUGGAGGAGAGAAUGAGUGAGACAACCCCUCUUGGCUCACGAUUUCCCCUGGUCGAGGCUCAUGACCCAGACUCGGGACCGAAUUCCCUGCUGAGCUACGAGCUGAGCGGUGACGAGCACUUCUCGCUGGCCGUUCAGGCGGGCCCUGGCGGAGAUCGGCGACCCGAGCUGGUGCUGGCCAAGGCGCUGGACCGGGAAGAAGCGGCAUUUCACGAUCUGGUGCUGAGAGCGAGGGACGGUGGAGAGCCGGUACGAACGGGCACGGCCCGGAUCCGCGUGGUGGUGCUGGACGCGAAUGACAACGCGCCCGUGUUCAGCCAGGCUGAGUACACAGUGCGUGUGCCCGAGGACGUGGCUAUCGGCUCCACCCUAGUCACGCUCACGGCGACCGACACCGACGAAGGCCUCUAUGGGGACGUGCAAUACUCGUUUAAGAAAAUUACAGAGAAAGCAUCGAAGAUUUUCCAUCUGGACUCUGUGACGGGAGCGAUCACAUUAAUGCGGAGCCUGGACUUCGAGGAAGGAAAGUCCUACGAACUGGAGGUGCAGGCACGGGACGGCGGCGGCCUUUUUGAUACGGCAAAGAUCGAGGUCACAGUGACUGACAUCAAUGACAACACGCCCGAGAUUUCGGUGCGGUCGGCACUGAACGAGAUCUCUGAGGAUGCACCGCAGGGAACGGUGGUGGCCCUGCUGCACGUGCAGGACCGGGACUCGGGGGCCAACGGCCAGGUGCGGUGCUCCCUGGACGCGGGAGUCCCGUUCCGGCUGGAGAGCUCUCGAGGGAACUACUACAGCUUGGUGACGACGAGGCACCUGGACCGGGAGGAGGUGUCAGAGUACAACGUGACGGUGCGGGCGGCCGACGGCGGAUCACCGCCUCUGUGGAGCAGAGAGGUACUGGCACUGCACGUACUGGACGUUAACGACAACGCACCGGUGUUCAGCGAGGCGAGCUACAGCGCCCGGCUGGCCGAGAACAACGCGGCGGGCGCGCUGGUGCUGACGGUGCGGGCGAGGGACGCGGACGGGGGGCAGAACGCGCGCGUGCGGUACCGGCUGGGCGAGGGGCGGGUGCGGGACGUGCCGCUGUCGUCGUACGUGUCGGUGCAGGCGGAGACGGGCGCGCUGUACGCGCUGCGCUCCUUCGACUACGAGGAGGUGCGCGAGGUGGGGCUGUGGGUGGUGGCGGAGGACGGCGGCUCCCCGGCGCUGAGCAGCAACGUGUCGGUGCGGAUCGUGAUCGUGGACGAGAACGACAACGCGCCGCAGGUGCUGUACCCGCCGCCGGCGCCCGUGUCCGGGGCCGGUGUCCGUGGCUGGUCGGGCGUGGAGCUGGCGGCGCGGUCGGCGGAGCCCGGCUCGCUGGUGGCCAAGGUGGUGGCGGUGGACGCGGACGCGGGUCAGAACGCGUGGCUGUCGUACGAGCUGGCCAAGGCGACGGAGCCGGGGCUGUUCCGCGUCGGGCUGCACAGCGGCGAGGUGCGCACUGCGCGCUUCCCGCUGGCCCGCGACGCGGCCCGGCAGAGCCUGGUGGUGCUGGUGAAGGACCACGGGCGGCCGGCGCUGUCUGCCACGGCCACGCUGACGGUGGUGCUGGCUGAGAACGUGGCCGAGAUGCUGGCCGAGGUGGGCAGUGCGGCGGCAGCAGUGCCGGGCGAGCCAGCGGGCAGCCUGACGCGCUGGCUGGUGCUGGCCGUGGCAGCUGUCUCCUGCCUCUUCCUCGCCUUCCUGCUACUGUUACUGGCAUUGCGCCUGCGGCGCUGGCGCCGCUCGCAGCUGCCUCCGCCGGCGGGCGGGGUCUUGCGCGGCGUCCCGGCCACGCACUUCGUGGGCAUCGACGGCGUCCGCGCCUUCCUGCGCUCCUAUUCACACGAAGUGUCUCUCACCGCCGAUUCACGCAAGAGUCAGCUCCACUUGUCCCCCGCCAGCUGCUGUGACACCCUCCCUGCCCGCCCGCUGCCCGACGAACCCGCGCCGCUGCUCGGGGAGGACCCUGUCAGCGCACAGUCACACGACGCCAUCAGUGCCCCGCAAGCUCAGCCUAACCCAGACUGGCGUUUCUCUCAGACCCAGAGACCUGGAACCAGUGGCUCCCAGAAUGCAGAGGAAGCUGGAGCUUGGCCCAACAACCAGUUUGACACUGAGAUGCUCCAAGCCAUGAUCCUGGCUUCAGCAAACGAAGCCGCUGACGGCAGCUCGACGCUGGGCGGCGGGAGCGGCACCAUGGGGCUGAGCGCCCGCUACGGUCCGCAGUUCACCCUGCAGCACGUCCCGGACUACCGGCAGAACGUGUACAUCCCGGGCAGCACUGCCACCCUCACCACCGCCGCCGGCAAGCGCGACCCCAAGGCUGCCAGCUCCGCCGGGGGCAACAAGAAGAAAUCCGGCAAGAAGGAGAAGAAGUAGAGAGGAGGAGGAGGAGGAGGAGGAGGAGGAGGAAGGAGGAGAAGAAGCAGAACGAAGAAGGAGACCUUAGAGCUUACAGGGCAGUUGGCUCCAGCACUCUCCCCCCUCCACAAAUCACAGCCCGGCUGUGAAUUCCGUGGGGUUUGGGUUUAUUUUGGGGGGGGGGGGGGGGAGGGGAGGUGUUGUUCUUUGUUUUUUUUUUUAUAAUCUCUUUUCUCUCCUUUUCUGUUUUCUUUCUUUUUGUUUCUUUUUGGUGAUGCAACAAAGUAGGGAAAGCUGCGAAUGUAUCUUUGGCAUCAUCAGAGCUGGGAGCAGGGCUCGGCUGCUGCUCCUAGAGCUGGGGGUGGAAACCCCUCCAGGAGCUACAGCGAAGGCAAACAAAGUGCCCUGUGAAUAUUUG
Molecule: messenger RNA, 3904 nt
Organism: Pogoniulus pusillus (Red-fronted tinkerbird)
Lineage: Eukaryota; Metazoa; Chordata; Aves; Piciformes; Lybiidae
Product: protocadherin gamma-A4-like
Exons: 4
Coding region: 685-3504 (939 amino acids)
Biological process (GO): homophilic cell-cell adhesion
Cellular component (GO): plasma membrane
Molecular function (GO): calcium ion binding
Source: RefSeq, a predicted model, not a curated record